ACCGGGAAAAUACUUCAGACAGGCCGAUGUGCGGUGUACAGUGGAGGGCGGCCUUCUGGGAUCUUUUCCCAGUAAGGUAUAUAGCCAGUUUAGCCCUGUCGUAAGCAUUCUCAUAUUGCCCAGCUGUUGCUCUGAUAAAGCACGGGAGCUUUAUCAGUGUCAGGACGUUCUGUAUCCUGCGUGUGCGCCCCACUCCAGAAAGACCUUUGUCUCAUGCUUUAGCAGAAGCCAAGAAUAUGCUCGCUACAUGAACGUCGUUUAUGCGAUCACUGACGCCAUGAAUGCGUUACUCAAGACGACCAGGAUGCGCCAGCUCAUCGUCUUGAUGUUUAUUGCACUGCGGACUACUGCUGACCCAACAACGCAAGACGUCUGUGCAUCCAGCACAUGCCAGUGUGUCCUAAACGGAAACAAUUCUACCGUCGUGUCAUGUGUCAGCAAGUCCUUGAGUCAAAUACCGGGGCCGAGCUCGUGGCUACAAGACAGAAACGUUAUUGGCGUGGACUUCAGUCAUAACAACAUCGUCGAAAUCACGCGCCUGGGGCCUUGUUCAUCGCUUCAGAGUUUAGAUCUUCAUUAUAACAGCAUUCGCGAGGUUCCCCCAAAUAUUUUCAGUGGCUUGGACAACUUGGACGUCUUGGACUUGGGCCACAACAACAUCGCUGAGAUUCACACAGAUGCAUUUGAGGGCUUGUUGAAGUUGACGGUGCUUAAUCUAACGGGCAAUUUCAUCGAGACCAUCCACCCCGAUACGCUGAGUAAGAUACCAAACCUGAAACACUUAAGUCUUUGCGGCAACAACCUGAAUGCGGUGGACCCGCUGUUGUUUCAUCACGUGAGAAAUCUGGAACACCUGGACCUUCGGAUGUCGGGUCUGAGCAGCCUACCAGACAACGCUUUUGAACAGUUGUCGUCUCUGAAUACGUUAGAACUUUCUGAGAACGAGUUCGAAGUCGUGCCAACAGCUGGCCUACGCAGCGCACGGGGGCUCAAGUUACUGCACUUUGAGAACAACCCUGUGGUGACCCUGACGGCGGAAUCCUUCGAGCAGGUGACCGCGAUCGAGUACUUGCACCUGUCGGCAAUGCCGUCACUCACAACUGUCGAAGAAGGCACCUUCGUUGGCAUGAAGAGCCUCAAGUUCCUGGACUUGGGCCAUAACCCGCAACUCAGCUUCAUUCAUCCCGGUGCCUUUUACACAGACCCGGCUGAUCAUUCCACACCGUUGGAGACUGUUUACUUGGGAUACAAUAAUCUCACCUCACUCGGAUAUCCUGACUUUAAUUGGUGCAGCAUCCCAGUCCUGGACCUCAGAGGCAACCCUUGGAACUGUGACUGUUCUAUGACAUGGGUGCAGACCUGUCGAUUCCAUUCAGAGCUGACCGUUAAUUUAAGAUGUAAGGAGCCAGCGGAUGUAUCGGGACUUCUAAUCUCCCAGCUGAGCGUCAGCCACCUCAAGUGCCCACAGCGAAGCCCUGCUGUUCCGAUCACCACAGAUGAGGAACAGGACCAUUUUUCUUUGCAUGUUUUCGCGGUGAUGGCUGGUCUUCUUGGCCUGAUGAUGGCCCUCACUAUUGCCCUUGCCGCUUUCAAGUGGAGGGACAUCAAAUACUGGAUACAGAACCGAAAGCGUGUUGGAGCUGUCUAUUAUGUGAAGGCUCGCACCAAUCCUUCUCGACCCACGGAUGUGUAAUGCUAUAGUCGUCAUCCAUGUAUACCGACCGGAGGCUGCUACUGCAUAUGAGUGCAUUGGACGUACCAGCACUCCACGCGGACGUGUGAAGCACGACGCCUAUGCGUGACGCGUACGUGGAUCAUCUGAUGCUGCCUCGCCACAAACAAGAGACUCAGAACUAUGAGAUCGCGGUUUUGCUUGUCAUUGUCCAACUGGGUGAUACAGUAUCGGACUGAAGUCUGAGGAAAUCGCGUCCAACCGGCACAAGCAAACAUUGUUUCGGAAGCAAGAAAAGGUGUUUCACCCUGGAAAGUCAGACCCACGGAAUGCGCUAGUCUUUUUUAGCAACUGGAAUGAGACACUGUAAUAGCACGAUAAGUGAAAUGCUCAUUCUAGGGCCCGGUGUGACGAUUGCAAAGAGCGUACUUUCAAUCAGAACCGAACCAGUAUGUGAAUUUCCAUUGCCUUCCUAUUUUGUCUCGAUUCAUUAGCUGAGUGGCCCCUGUGGGAUUGUCCACUUACCCGUUAACAUUUUGCAGCAAAGGUAGGUGGUGUUAGUUGUGCUUGCUCCCACGGAGCGAAAACCAUGCUUAGAUGAGGGGUCUCAAACACGUAGCCCGCGGUCACGCAUUCUUCGUUUCAAAGCCUUUGGACACUGUACCGGAGGGUAGCUGCCCUUUCACAACGUUUAACGAAGUAUUAGGAGUGUAGCCAGCGUUUCAAGCAUUGUUUUUACCGUUGCCUGGUGUAGCACUGCUGUCCUUGUCCAUGUUAGGCAACACGUCCGUAUGUGAGCACCAUAUGCUGCUUAUAAACCUCAACAGAAGCUUAGA
Molecule: messenger RNA, 2508 nt
Organism: Ornithodoros turicata
Lineage: Eukaryota; Metazoa; Arthropoda; Arachnida; Ixodida; Argasidae
Product: leucine-rich repeat neuronal protein 3-like
Exons: 4
Coding region: 248-1693 (481 amino acids)
Cellular component (GO): extracellular matrix
Molecular function (GO): protein binding
Source: RefSeq, a predicted model, not a curated record